ACAACUUCCUGUGACGUCAAACCGCGACAUGAACGAAGCAUGUGGAUCCGCUCGCUGAAAAGUGAUACUGGAGCAUUUCCCGCUGGAGGCUAAAAAAAAUAAGCCUGUGCCCCGAGGCGAUGACAUGUUCAUGACCACGACAGACGCCGUGAAAGAACAUUGGCUUCGGAGUCGACCUUGACGGCGGUGCCUUCCCGGGCCAGCUCCGCAGCGGGCAGGACCCCGCUGGGGGGGCUGGCGGGCAGCAUGAAGUCGAGCCUGGUGUUCCGGGACCAGGUGGCGGCCAUGGGGUCAUGGUUCGAGCUAUGGAACCCCUGCGAGCAGACGGUGGGGCUGUACUCGCUUCUGCGCCGCCUGGGCCCCACCCAGGCACGCUUCCUGGCCCUGGUGCUUGACCGCUCCCUUGCCAACUGCACCGAGCUGCACCAGCGGGAGCGCCAUGCCAACGACCCCGCCUACAUUGAGCGGCUGAGCCGGGAACCCAGGGAGCAGGCCCUGGGCCAGCUGCUGGGCCUAUUGCCGCUGCUGAGCCCGGGGAACCAGGAGGCCAAGGCGGCCUACCUGAGCCUGAUCCCCCAGGUGCUAGCCCACGCCCUGGACUGUCGGCCCCCACUGCUGGUGGAGGGGGCCCGCCAGCUGCUCUCCUACUCCCUCAUCCACCCGGCCAUCAGCUCCCGGGACGACCGUCGCCUGCUCACCCUCUGGCUCAGGCACCUCGAGGAGCGCAUCUCCGCCUCCAGGUACCAAGAUCACGUGGCUCCCAUGCCAGACGCCCCGACCCCGCCGAACGGUUCGCUGGUCGACCCCCUCGGUGGAGGAGGGGGCGGGGCGGGGGGCCGCCCGGGAUCCCUGGACUCAUGGAACACGGAGGGGGGUUUCGGGGCGCUCAACGGCAACUACGGCCCCAACCUGAACGGCUUCGGCCUGUCCCUGGGGGGGGCCGGGGGCUCCUUGCCCCCGGGCCUGGACUCCAGCCACAUGGCCCUGCACCCGUCCAACUCGGUCCUCUCCUCCUCUCCUUUCUCGCCCGUCGACCGGACCGGUUCCCCGCUGUCUCAGCCCACGCUGAAGCGCAGCAGCAGCCUGACGCCCCCUUGCUCAGCCACAAACCCAAUGCACCAGUCACAACAGCAGCAGCAGGGGUUUGGGCCCGGCCGGAUUCCGGGCCCCCCGCAGCCCCUGUCGGCGGGGGACUGGCGCUGUGCGCCACCCCCCAGAGACGCCGACGGCAACACAGGGGCCCCACCCCUGUCGCCCCAGAGCAGCGUGGCCUCCUCGGGGUCCGAGGGACACGGGCCCGAGGACGGCCCUCCCCGAUCGAGUUUUGGCCUGGACGGCGCCGGCAUGAGGGGUUGCUUCAAAGAGGCCUGCUUCUCCUCUGGCUGGUGCGCAGAUGUCCCCGGGUGGCUGAAGAGCCUGCGACUGCACAAGUACGCCUACUUGUUUGCCAACAUGAGCUACGACGAGAUGAUGAACCUCACCGAGGACAAGCUGGAAGCACAGAAUGUCACCAAGGGGGCCCGUCACAAGAUCGUGCUGAGCAUACGCAAGCUCAAGGAGAGGCCCGACACCUUACGCCUGCUCGAGAAGAACCUUCAAGAGGAAGGGGACAUCCGCACGGCCCUGGUGGAGCUGAGGGCCAUGCUGCAGACCCCCAUGAAGUGCUCCAGCUGUGUCGGCGAGGGCGGCGACCCCAGGGACGGCUGCCCCCCUUCCGCGGCGGCGGAAGGGGGGCCCCCACCGCGUCCCGCCCCCUCGGCCCCCAGCGGGGGCAGCUUCUCCUCCUCCUCCUCCCCCGAGGAAGAGGAGGAGGAGGAGAGCCCCCCCUCCUCGCUGGACUCCUCCUCCCGCCCCAGCCCCCCCUCGAGUCCCCUGGAAGGGAGCGGGGCAAAAGUCGCGGCGGGGGAGGCCGGAGGCACCGGGACCCCGGCGGAGCCCGGAGGGGACGCGGCCGAGGAGGACCUACCGGGUCUCUUCACGAGGCUCGUGGGAAAAGUGUGCACCAACAUCUUGGUCUCCCUCCGGACGGACGACGACUGUCUAAACCUGUUCCUCAUGCUGGUCGACAAGUGCCUUAGUCACGAGGCGUUCAGCCCGACCCAGAAGCGGCGCCUCUUCUCUUGGAAGCAGCAGGUGCAGAAGGUGUGGCACCCCCUGCCUCCCCGGAGGUCCCUGGAUGCCAGGCACGCGAGGGGGAGGUGGUGCGGUGCCCCUCCCCCGCUGGUAGGCGGAGGGGACUUUGGGGGCCCCCUGGGUCCCCUGGGCGGGCCCUCCUGCCUGGCCCCUGGACCCAGCCGGGCGCUGGCCUUGGGAGCCCACCCGGGGGGGCCAGUCCCCCCCCAGGCUGUGGGCAGGGCCCCCCUGGGCAGGCCCCCGCUGGCGGGGCUCUUCUUCGGGGGGGACGUGGGAGGGGGAGGCAACCCCCUGGCCAUGGUCAUCAAGAGGCCCAGCCUCCAGGAGCACCUGAACAAGCCGCACAUCCAGAUCCAGAGGACCCACUCAGCCCCUGUGCGUCCGAGUCCGGUGGUGGCCGCCGCUUCCCUCUACAAGCAGCAGGUCGCCGCCGCGGCAGCUGCAGGCCGCGCUGCAGACAACUCUGCGAACGAUCCUGAAAUCAACAACAGACUGGAGUCCCUGUGCCUGAGUGUCACGGAACAUGCUCUUGGAGGAUCGGAUGGGAUGCCACCAUUUUAGGUGCUGCUGUGAGCUGACAGCUGUGUGCAGUGCCAAUGACCCCAGCUCAGAGACGGCGUCUUCUUUCAUCAGUUUUACAUCUUCUCUUCUUUAUUUCGUGGUUUUAUUUUUUUUUUUAUUUCUUCCUUUCCCUCUUUUUCCUCGUUUGCCGGUGGAAAACUGCACCGGACGCCCCGCAACAGCACGGAAAGGCGGCGGAAGCGUCAUGGUCGCGCGUACACACAAACACACACACGUGCAACGAAGCACAUCAUGUCAUUUGCUUUUCUUUAUUUUUUUUUUGUUUUCCUGCUACUCGCUUUUUUUUUUUUUUUUAGAGCGAUGUUUGUUUGACGCUGGGCCCGCUGAGCCGCCCCCUUGCGUCAGGGUUUCUGUACUCGUUUUACAAAGCAAUUUCCUGGUGAAAGUCAUUGUGAAUGCAGACAACCAUGAGCGUCAUUUCUUUUUGUUUUUUUAUUAUUAUUCCACUCCCUCCUGUUCUCUUUUCUUCCGCUAAUGUUUCUCGUUUUUCGGGUCUGUUUCACGCGUUGCGGAAAGAAACUUCAUGUGCCUUAAGUCCUUUGGAUCGAUGCUGUGCAUUCUGGGACAGCGUGGCUAAGUUUGUUGUCUCUCUUUUUCUUUUUUCUUUUUUUUUUUUUUUUUAGCAGAGACUGAGGAUUGUUAUUGAGAGACAGUCAUUGAUGGCGGUCACCAACGUGCAUCACUGAUGGUACUCGUUGACAGCGCUCAUUCGCUGCAGUCUUCCGAGCCCUCCCAAACUAGGAUCUUUGCUCGUCUUUUGUUUCGGUCUGCGCCCUACCGGCAAGAGUUGACGUAUCCACUUAUUACGGCGACGCCUUCCGUCGAAGGCGGACGGACGGAUCUGUUUUCAGUUUGAGAAUGCUACAAAAAAAGCUCUAUGAAUUGUACAUAUAACUACGAGUCUGGCCAGGUGCCAUACUUUAGGAGAAAGACUUGGUGUACGGCGGGACACUCGUUUUUCGUUGUUGUUAUAUUUUUUUUAAGUAUACUCCCAUUUUUAAGGAAAAAAAGGAAAGGUCUCCGUCCCUCGUUUCUUUUAAGAGAGCAAGGGGGAAAGGACUUGUCGGUACAAUUUAUCCUCGACGAAGUCGCCACUAGGUGCGAGGAAAAGGUGCUUGGUUUGGCGGGAACUAGGCAGGAAACACUGCAGGACCAGUGUGCGUGCGAGCUGGAAAGAAAGUACUCACAGACGUUGCCCCAGGAAUUGACACUGUGUUUGCUUAGACAUUGCCCACUGGCCAGCUUUUUUUUUUUUUUUCUCUCAAAAUUCGGUUUUGAUGAAUGCAGCCAGAUUGUUAUUGCACUGCGCAAAAUUCGCUCCUUUGCGUGCAAGUUCAUUAACACAACCUUGCUGCAUCAUAGUCGGUGACGAGUUAGGAGAGCGGGACUAGUUCCUCUUGCGAAGCCUUCCACUCUUUCCAUUUCAGCAGAGCAAACACCGGAGAAGAGGGCAGUUCGUCCUUGCCUCCUCUCCAGCAUUUGCUUUGUGGAAGUGGAAAGAGGGGUUUGUGGGACAAGCUUGUCCCGCUGCCUUAGGCUGUCCCCAACCAUAGGUGACGAUGCGGUGUUUCUUUCUCGCUUAAGUGGAAUCGUGUCUCGAGGAACUAUGCAAAAGGAGGACAUACGAAAAGCGAAACGAGGCCAAGAGUUCCCCCAUGUGUUCAGUCGACAUACACGAGAUUCUUUCCUUCCAGAGAGCAUCCUUGACGAGCGAGCCGUUGACUGUGUUAGCUCCGACACAGUUUUCCGGUGUUUUUACGGAGACUGGCAUUGCUUAAAAAAGUUAUUAUUUUUUCUGUUUUUUUUUUCUCCACUUUAAGGUAGGCGGAACGGAUUUUUGCUCAGAAAAGUGUUUGGCUUCUACGAAGUUGAGGUGCUUGUAUAAAUGACUGGUGUUGCAUCACUUUCUAGCGAGCAAAUGUUUUGUUUUUCGUAGUGUUAGCACACGCGUCAAAAGAAAAAUUGAGAGAUUUAUGAAUAAAGUCUAUUGCAUCCUUA
Molecule: messenger RNA, 4713 nt
Organism: Ixodes scapularis (black-legged tick)
Lineage: Eukaryota; Metazoa; Arthropoda; Arachnida; Ixodida; Ixodidae
Gene: smg
Product: protein Smaug homolog 2
Exons: 15
Coding region: 247-2694 (815 amino acids)
Biological process (GO): regulation of mRNA stability; nuclear-transcribed mRNA poly(A) tail shortening; negative regulation of translation
Cellular component (GO): P-body
Molecular function (GO): protein binding; translation repressor activity; mRNA binding
Source: RefSeq, a predicted model, not a curated record